AUGCCUGGGCAAUGGGUUCUGGACGACUCUCAAAGUCUGUACUACAGUGACAGCGGUGAACGGCCAGAGGAAGUCUCCACCAAGCGACUACCACGGCGUCUUUCGGGACAGGAAAAUGCCCCGUUUCGACGUCGUCCGGACAGACCCUCAAAUACCUACAGACAGCACAUGCCCAUUCGACACCAGACACCAACGCUGGAUCGGAAAUCAACCACCACAGUUUCAUCCACGGCACCGCCUUCAUUCAAGCGCCCUAGAUUGUCCUCCGAGGGCGACUUGCUGGGACAUCCGCUGGUCUUGGGACAGGCUCCGGAUGCUGCGCCGCCCGUGGACCUCGAUCUCGAUCUCUAUCAGGAUGUCCAGACCACACCGACCACCACGGCGUCAGCCAUGGCAGCCAGUAGCGUUUUCGCACCCACACUGCCGCCCGUCCUGGAAGUUUCACGACACCGCCGCGACGAGUGCGACAAGUCCCAGAAGGAGGCCGGGCAUGCCAUCACGCGGGUCCUGGCGCGCCUGGACCGGGCGCUGCUGCUCGACCACACGUUCACACACCCUCUCUCCAGCCUGAACCUGGUCAUGGGCUUCAACACCAGCCUGCCGCGGUCGCGGCUCGACACAUACAUUACGGCGCUAAGGCAACUGCUACGGUGUUCGUCCGAGCAGUGUUUCUUGAGCAACGAACUACAACGCGCCAUCACUGCCGAAGGCGUCCUGUGGGUGGUCCGUGAGGCGUGGCCCGCGGCCGAAGGAUACUGGAACUUGACGGCCACUUUUCGAGGCUUCCUCCACGCUGAGCUCUGGCGCAAUUUCCCCAGCCAGCGCUCCUACAGCCAACUCCCGCCCGCGUACCGACCGACGCGGGCGCAGCUGUCGGUGCCGCACUCGCCCAUGAUCGACUGGAUGCCGUGGCCCGACGUGCGGGACAUGGCCAUCAAAUAUCAGGAUCAGAUCGACGUGGACGCGCUGUUCCGCAUGGCGAUCCACAACGUGGUCGCGCAUCGGAAGAGGCGCGGAGGCCGGGGCCGGGGAAGAAAUCUGUCCCUGCCAACGACGGCGUCGUCGUUGUCGUCGUCUGCAUUCGCUAAGGAAGCUUACCACGAUGACUACGCCGGCCCCGACCUCCUAGAGACAACCACCUCCACUCCUCCCCUCACACACGUCAAUCAAGCCCAAGGUGGCGAUGACGACGAUGCGAGCGACAAAACCUCCUUCCGCGUAUGGGACCUCGUCUGCCUCGAAAAGGCGCACGAGACCCCUCCCACGCCAACACCAACGCCCACGCUCACGCCCGCGUCCACGCUCCAGGCCGAACCGGGCCUGUCGAAGAAACCGGUCCUGCGGUCCCCGGGGGUGCGGGCGCUGCUGCGCGCCUACGACCUCGAGUACGACGAGUUCGACACGCAGAAGCUGGACGACCGCUUCUUCGAGGCGUACCCGUGUCUGUACGCCGACUCGGCCGCGUCAACGUGGACGGUCAAGAGUUUCCCCAACUUGCCGCGCGAGGACGUCGGGCGGCCCGUGGCACUCACGCGUCCGGCGGUGGCGCGCCUCAAGGACCGGUUGGAGAAUAUGAUUGGGGCGCGGAUUGAGAUUUAA
Messenger RNA from Fonsecaea erecta, 1599 nucleotides. RefSeq lists its product as hypothetical. Lineage: Eukaryota; Fungi; Ascomycota; Eurotiomycetes; Chaetothyriales; Herpotrichiellaceae. The record is from RefSeq and is a predicted model, not a curated record. The transcript has 3 exons. Bases 1 to 1599 code for a protein of 532 amino acids.